Molecule: messenger RNA, 3667 nt
Organism: Nerophis lumbriciformis (worm pipefish)
Lineage: Eukaryota; Metazoa; Chordata; Actinopteri; Syngnathiformes; Syngnathidae
Source: RefSeq, a predicted model, not a curated record
UGCUGCUGGAAUUUUUAUUUUCCUGAGGGAACUCUCCUGAAGGAAUCAAUAAAGUACAAUCUAUCAAUUGUCGGAGGCAGAUAUUUUCAUAAAUCCGUAUUUAAGUGUUACUUCUUUAUUUUCAUAAUCAUAUUACAAAACAGCUAGUGUUUUUCUUCCAAUUGUGGUCUUUUGGUUGUCUGCAAAUACUGUGUGCUAACCUUGAAUAUGGAAUGUAAAGAGGAGAGAUAAUCCUUCUCCUUAUCUCUUCUUGUGUCCAGCUGCGGAGGACAAUGGGCAUGUGUUUGGGCUGGAAAGACAAGACAGCGAGGGUGGGAGGGAGAGAGACUUUAUAGAAUAGAAGGUUUCCAUAUUUUAGAUCAGACCAUCUUAGCUGUGCGAUUGAAUGUUCUAUGCUGGACUGGUCUCAUUAUAUUUCCAAAGCUUUGCAAAUAUUUUACAAAAGACCUAUUCUGUCUCUGGUGGUUCUUCUACUCAGCUUUAAGUGUCGUAAAGAGCUUGGGAGCGACCAGAAACUUGAAUUCCCUGGGAGGAACAACUGGUCCGAACGCAACACUAUCUAUCUAUCUAUCUAUCUAUCUAUCUAUCUAUCUAUCUAUCUAUCUAUCUAUCUAUCUAUGUUAAAUUAUUGACAACAUAACCUUGAGUUACUAGGUUUACAUUUCCCUAUAAAUGUUGAAUAAAAUAGCCCCGUAAUCGAAGUGUAAAUGUUGGGUAUAUUUUAAAAUGAACUUUUUGCCAGAAAGUAGUAAAAUCAAACAUUGCACUUUUGCCUCUGUGAACUUUCUAUUUUGUUGACGAUACUGUGUCAACACGCCCACUGGAGUGUGAUUGGAGGAACAGAUCCUCCUCAGCUUUUAUAGAGAGCCACUGAGCGUGUGCAGCAAGUGUGUUUGUGCCCUGACACAGCAUGUUUGAAGAGCUCCUGCAGGCUCCUGCUUUGGCCUCCUGGUUGGGGCUUCUUGCAGGCUUGCUGGCCGUCUAUCUUUUGUACUCCAGUUGGACUUUCCAAGAUAAACAGAAGCGUCCUCCUGGGCCCAGACGUCUUCCUUUGAUUGGUAACCUGCAUCAGUUGGAUCUCAAGUGGCUUGAUAAGUCUCUUUUUAAACUGUCUAAAAGGUACGGACCGGUGUUUACCGUCUACUUGGGACUCAAGAAGUUGGUGGUCUUGGCUGGAAGCAAGACUGUCAGACAGGCUCUCAUCAACCAUGCUGAGGAGUUUGGGGAGAGAGAAAUCAACCCUUUAUUCCACGAUUUCAACAAAGGGCAUGGCAUAAUAUUCUCCAAUGGUGAUGGCUGGAAGGAAUUGAGGCGCUUUACCUUAACAACUCUGAGAGACUUUGGGAUGGGCAAGAGGCUCAGUGAGGAGAAAAUCACUGAGGAGUGUCACUACCUCAUUGAAGAGUUUGAAAGACAUAAAGGCAAAGCCUUUGACACAACAACGAUCAUCAGCUAUGCAGCUUCAAAUAUCAUUUCGGCCAUCAUGUUCGGAGAGAGGUUUGACUUUAAAGAUCCAGUCCUCCAGGAUAUGGUGAAAAAUGACCAAGAAACCAUCCGCCUGUCUGGAUCAGCUUCCAUCGUGAUCUACAAUGUCUUUCCAUGGCUGGGUCCUUGGCUUAAAAACUGGAGGGAUUUAAUGAAGAAUGUGGAGAUCAACAAGCAGCAUUUAUUGCAAUUAAUAAACAAACUAAAGGAGACUUUCAAUCCUGACAUAUGUCGGUGCUUUGUCGAUGCUUUCUGCACACGUAAACAGAGUCUGGAGGAGUCUGACGCUCAGAGGGUGCACUACCAUGAUGAAAACCUGGUCUACAGUGUGAUGAAUUUGUUUGGCGCUGGAACGGACACAACAUCAAACACUCUUCGCUGGAAUUUACUUUUAAUGGCCAAGUACCCUCAAAUACAAGAUCGGGUCCAGGAGGAGCUUAGUAGGGUGGUGGGAGACCGUCAGAUCACAAUGGAGGACAGGAGGAACCUGCCUUACAUCGAUGCUGUCAUCCACGAGACGCAGAGGAUCGCCAACAUUGUCCCCACGUCCAUCACUCACAGCACCAGCAGAGACGUCACCUUCCAGGGAUACUUCAUUGAAAAGGGGACCACUGUGCUCCCUCUGCUGACAUCUGUCCUCUAUGAUGAGAGUGAGUGGGAGACACCAAACACCUUCAACCCUUCCCACUUCCUGGACGAGGAGGGUAAAUUCAUCAGGAGGGAUGCUUUCUUGCCCUUCUCUGCAGGCCGCAGGGCUUGUCUUGGGGAAGGUCUGGCCCGGAUGGAGCUCUUCCUCUUCUUCACCCACCUCCUGCAGCGCUUUCGAUUCACCCCUGCACCCGGGAUGUCAGAGGACCAGCUGGAUUUGACGCCAGUGGUGGGCUUUACACUCAGUCCUCUACCACACCAGUUGUGUGCUGUGAGUCGCCACUGGAUAACAUUCUCCAACGGUGAUGGCUGGAAGGAAAUGAGGCGCUUUACCUUAACAACUCUGCGAGAUUUUGGGAUGGGCAAGAGACUCAGUGAGGAGAAAAUCACUGAGGAAUGUCACUACCUGAUUGAAGAGUUUGAAAAACAUAAAGGCAAAGCCUUUGACAACACAACGAUCAUCAGCUAUGCAGCUUCAAAUAUCAUAUCGGCCAUCAUGUUUGGAAAGAGGUUUGACUUCAAUGAUGCAGUCCUCCCAGAUAUGGUGAAGAAUGACCAAGAAACCAUCCGUCUGUCUGGAUCAGCUUCCAUCAUGAUCUACGAUGCGUUUCCAAUGCUGGGCCCUUGGCUUAAAAACUGGAGGGAUAUAAUGAAGAAUAUGGAGAAUAACAAGCAUCAUAUAUCGCAAUUAAUAAACAAACUCAAAGAGACUUUUAAUCCUGACAUAUGUCGGUGCUUUGUCGAUGCUUUCUGCACACGUACGCUGAGUCUGGAGGAGUCUGAUGCUCAGAGGGUGCACUACCAUGAUGACAACCUGGUCUACAGUGUGAUGAAUUUGUUUGCCGCUGGAACGGACACAACAUCAAACACUCUUCGCUGGAGUCUACUUUUAAUGGCCAAGUACCCUCAAAUACAAGAUCGUGUCCAGGAGGAGCUUAGUAGGGUGGUGGGAGACCGUCAGAUCACAAUGGAGGACAGAAGGAACCUGCCUUACAUCGAUGCUGUCAUCCACGAGACGCAGAGGUUCGCCAACAUUGUCCCCACUUCCGUCACUCGCAGCACCAGCAGAGACGUCACCUUCCAGGGAUACUUCAUUGAAAAGGGGACCACUGUGCUCCCUCUGCUGACAUCUGUCCUCUAUGAUGAGAGUGAGUGGGAGACACCAAACACCUUCAAUCCUUCCCACUUACUGGACGAGGAGGGUAAAUUCAUCAGGAGGGAUGCUUUCUUGCCCUUCUCUGCAGGCCGCAGGGCUUGUCAUGGGGAAGGUCUGGCCCGGAUGGAGCUCUUCCUCUUCUUCACACACCUCCUGCAGCGCUUUCGAUUCACCCCUGCACCCGGGAUGUCAGAGGACCAGCUGGAUUUGACGCCAGUGGUGGGCUUUACACUCAGUCCUCUACCACACCAGUUGUGUGCUGUGAGUCGCCACUAACGAGGAGUUGUUUAGAUAAAAGUAAAAGGAGUGUCUAAUACCUUUGCACUCACUCUGUCAAUUUAGGAUCAAUGAUUAACAUUAUUAACAUUACAAUGGAGU